Molecule: messenger RNA, 645 nt
Organism: Komagataella phaffii GS115
Lineage: Eukaryota; Fungi; Ascomycota; Pichiomycetes; Pichiales; Pichiaceae
Product: RNA polymerase subunit ABC27, common to RNA polymerases I, II, and III
Exons: 1
Coding region: 1-645 (214 amino acids)
Biological process (GO): DNA-templated transcription
Cellular component (GO): RNA polymerase III complex; RNA polymerase I complex; RNA polymerase II, core complex
Molecular function (GO): DNA-directed RNA polymerase activity; DNA binding
Source: RefSeq, a predicted model, not a curated record
AUGGAAGACAACAACCGAAUCAUUUCUAGAUUGUGGAGAUCAUUUCGUACAGUCAAGGAAAUGGCCGCUGACAGAGGCUAUUUUAUUUCACAAGAAGAAAUGGAUCAAAGCUUGGAGGAAUUUCGAUCAAAGAUUUGUGACUCCAUGGGAAAUCCUCAAAGAAAACUAAUGUCGUUCUUGGCUAACCCAACACCAGAAGCUUUAGAGAAGUACUCUGAUCUUGGAACAUUGUGGGUGGAGUUUUGCGACGAACCUAGUGUGGGAAUCAAGACCAUGAGAAACUUUUGCCUCAGAAUACAGGAGAAAAACUUUAGCACUGGAAUUUUCAUUUACCAGAACAAUAUUACACCUAGCGCCAACAAAAUGAUCCCUACCGUUUCACCUGCCAUCAUUGAAACAUUUCAAGAAAGUGAUCUUGUUGUUAACAUUACACACCAUGAAUUGGUGCCCAAACACAUUCGAUUAAGCGAUGGUGAAAAAUCACAGCUACUGCAGAGAUACAAGUUGAAAGAGAGCCAGUUGCCGCGUAUCCAAAGAGAGGACCCGGUAGCACGAUAUCUCGGUUUGAAGAGGGGACAAGUGGUGAAGAUCAUUAGAAGGUCUGAGACCAGUGGUCGGUAUGCCAGUUAUAGAAUCUGUUUGUAG